Molecule: messenger RNA, 2622 nt
Organism: Lemur catta (Ring-tailed lemur)
Lineage: Eukaryota; Metazoa; Chordata; Mammalia; Primates; Lemuridae
Gene: DYM
Product: dymeclin
Exons: 17
Coding region: 372-2381 (669 amino acids)
Biological process (GO): Golgi organization
Cellular component (GO): Golgi apparatus
Source: RefSeq, a predicted model, not a curated record
ACGUGACCGCCCGGCUGGCGCGCGCCCGGCCGUUCGCUCCCUAGCCGCGUUCACGGUCGCUUCCCUCUUCUGUUGCGGUCUCCCUGCCUCCGCACCGGAGCGACCGGGGCUGGAGCCAAGCCCGAGCCGAGCUGCAGCCGGAACCGGAGCCGGACCCGCAGAGACGUGGAAACAUGGAGGCCUGAGUCGGCGUGCGCCACCCCGGUCUGCGGCGGCGACCGCGGCUUCUACCUAUCCCCUCUGCCACCCGCCCGUCCGCCCGUCCGUCAGUCCGUCCGUCCGUGGAGCGGGAAGCAGAUCUCCCCGCCGGCUGAGACAGGUUGUCUUGUGGAAAUGCAGGUUUAAGGACAAGUUAUCUACCAAAUUUGAAGAUGGGAUCAAAUAGCAGCAGAAUCGGUGAUCUUCCUAAAAAUGAAUACUUAAAGAAGUUAUCAGGAACAGAACGUGUCUCUGAGAAUGACCCGUUCUGGAAUCAGCUUCUCUCGUUUUCUUUCCCUGCACCAACGAGCAGUACCGAGUUGAAACUCUUGGAGGAGGCAACCAUUUCAGUCUGCAGGUCUUUAGUUGAAAACAAUCCUCGAACAGGAAAUCUUGGUGCACUAAUUAAGGUCUUCCUUUCUAGAACCAAAGAACUAAAACUUUCAGCAGAAUGUCAGAACCACAUCUUCAUUUGGCAGACACACAAUGCUUUAUUUAUUAUUUGCUGUUUGCUGAAGGUGUUCAUCAGUGAGAUGUCAGAGGAAGAAUUACAACUUCAUUUUAUAUAUGAAGAAAAAUCUCCUGGCAGUUACAGUGCUGACUCAGAAGAUCUUUUGGAAGAAUUGCUCUGCUGUUUGAUGCAGUUAAUCACUGAUAUUCCACUCUUAGAUAUUACAUAUGAAAUAUCAGUAGAAGCGAUAUCAACAAUGGUGGUUUUCCUUUCCUGCCAACUCUUCCACAAGGAAGUUUUGCGACAGAGCAUCAGCCACAAAUAUUUGAUGCAAGGUCCAUGUCUUCCAUACACCAGCAAACUUGUGAAAACCUUACUGUAUAACUUUAUCAGACAAGAAAAGCCGCCUCCUCCGGGGGCCCAUGUUUUUUCUCAGCAGUCGGAUGGGGGAGGACUACUUUAUGGACUUGCAUCAGGAGUAGCAACUGGGCUCUGGACUGUCUUCACGCUGGGCGGCGUGGGCAGCAAAGCAGCCACCCGCCCAGAGCUCUCCUCCCCUCUGGCCAACCAGAGUCUCCUGCUUCUGCUGGUGCUGGCCAACCUAACAGACGCUCCCGACGCUCCAAACCCCUACAGGCAGGCCAUCAUGUCCUUUAAGAACACACAAGAUAGCAGUCCUUUUCCGUCAUCAAUUCCACACGCCUUCCAGAUCAACUUUAAUAGUUUGUACACAGCUCUGUGUGAACAACAGACCUCUGAUCAAGCAACUCUCCUCUUGUAUACAUUGCUCCAUCAGAACAGUAAUAUUAGAACAUACAUGUUGGCUCGCACAGAUAUGGAAAAUCUUGUUUUACCAAUUCUUGAGAUUCUGUAUCAUGUUGAAGAAAGAAAUUCACACCAUGUGUAUAUGGCCCUUAUAAUACUGUUGAUCCUUACAGAGGAUGAUGGCUUCAAUAGAUCCAUUCAUGAAGUGAUAUUAAAAAAUAUUACUUGGUAUUCAGAACGAGUUUUAACUGAAAUUUCCCUGGGGAGUCUCCUGAUACUGGUCGUAAUCAGAACUAUUCAGUACAACAUGACAAGGACGAGAGACAAGUAUCUUCACACCAACUGUUUGGCAGCGUUGGCAAACAUGUCGGCACAGUUCCGCUCGCUCCAUCAGUAUGCUGCCCAGAGGAUCAUCAGUUUGUUUUCUUUGCUGUCUAAAAAACACAACAAAGUUCUGGAACAAGCCACACAGUCCUUGAGAGGUUCGCUGAGUUCUAAUGAUGUUCCUCUACCAGAUUAUGCACAAGACCUAAAUGUCAUCGAAGAAGUGAUUCGAAUGAUGUUAGAGAUCAUCAAUUCCUGCCUGACAAAUUCCCUUCACCACAACCCGAACUUGGUGUACGCACUGCUUUACAAACGAGAUCUCUUUGAACAAUUUCGAACUCAUCCUUCGUUUCAGGAUAUAAUGCAAAAUAUUGAUCUGGUGAUCACCUUCUUUAGCUCAAGGUUGCUACAAGCUGGAGCUGAGCUGUCAGUGGAACGAGUCCUGGAAAUCAUUAAGCAAGGUGUUGUCGCGCUGCCCAAAGACAGACUAAAGAAAUUUCCAGAAUUGAAAUUCAAAUACGUGGAAGAGGAGCAGCCUGAGGAGUUUUUUAUCCCCUACGUCUGGUCCCUCGUCUACAACUCGGCAGUGGGCCUGUACUGGAACCCGCAGGACAUCCAGCUGUUCACGAUGGACGCUGACUGAGGGCGGUGCGCCCUCCCCCGGCCCCUCCGGCCACGCGGCCCCUCCGGCCACUGUAUUUCUGGGCAUCAGAAGUAGACAGACGAUUGCCUGGUGUGUCUUCUACUAAAGGGGAUUGCACUAGCGUGUUUCCCUCACACGCUGUGGAGAAUCGGUGCCAGUUGGCAAUAGAUCACUCGGCUUAGAUUGUAGCGCAAAAAUGGGGGGAAAUACACAACAAUAAACGUAAAAACCUGCUAUUCAA